GACACACUCACACGCACACACACACACACACUCACUCACACACUCAAACACACACACACACACACACACACACACACACACACACACACACCUGACGGAGCAGCGGCUGCAUUCUUUCAUUCAUCAUGUUUGGAAUGAUUAAAAACUGGUUGUUCGGAGCCACUGAAGAAACUGAGUAUAAACUACUGAGCACUGAGACCAAGGAUGGUGUCUGUUAUGAGGUGCGUCGCUAUGAUGCCGCUAAGCAUGUGUCAGUCAGUCUGGAGGGGCGGAGCUUCGAUCAGGCAUCAGGUGAACUGAUGCGGAAGCUUCUCAUGUACAUGAGUGGCAGUAAUGAACAAGGUGAGGUGAUGAACACGCCGAUCCCCGUCAUCUUUACUGUGUUUCCGCGUGACGACGGGACGUUAAACCGACGUCUGGUUGCGGCACUUCGAAUCCCGAUGAGUUUCCAGAUCAGCCCCCCCACUCCAUCCGACAGCGCUAUUAAGAUUGAAGAACGUCCCGGAAUCACAGUAUAUGCACUGAAGUUCAGUGGUUUUGCAGGUGAGAGUGAGUUCCGCGCAGAAGCGUCCCGCCUCACCUGUACACUUGGAGACUCCGCCCCCUUCCAGCGCAAACAAUAUCUCUGCUGCACCUACGACCCAUCAAUCAAACCUUAUGGACGCCGCAAUGAAGUGUGGUUUCUGCAGGAGGAGCCCUGAGACACACUCACAUGACUACACAAUAUUUCAUUUAUUGAUUUUAAAGUUUUUUUCUUUUCAUUUCUUUUACUAUGACGUCAUUUUAGUGCUAUGUCAAAAUAAAACAAAAAUCUACGGUUAGAAGAAUAAAGUCAAAGUUUCGAGAAUAAAGUCGUAAUAUUUUGAGAAUAAUGUUGUAAUAUUUUGAGAAUAAAGUCAAAACUACGCGAUUAAAGUCAUAAUAUUUUGAGAAUAAAGUCGUAAUAUUAUGAGAUUAAAGUCGUUAUAUUUUGAGAUUAAAGUCGUAAUAUUAUGAGAUUAAAGUCGUAGCAUUAUGAGAUUAAAGUCGUAAUAUUUUGAGAAUAAAUUCAAAACUACAAGAUUAAAGUCAUAAUAUUUUGAGAAUAAAGUCGUAAUAUUUUGAGAAUAAAGUCAGAAUUACGAGAUUUAAGUCCUGGCAUUAUGAGAUUAAAGUCGUAAUAUUUUGAGAUUAAAGUCGUAGCAUUAUGAGAUUAAAGUCGUAAUAUUUUGAUAUUAAAGUCGUAAUAUUUUGAGAUUAAAGUUGUAGCAUUAUGAGAUUAAAGUCGUAAUAUUUUGAAAUUAAAGUCGUAAUAUUUUGAGAUUAAAGUCGUAGCAUUAUGAGAUUAAAGUCGUAAUAUUAUGAGAUUAAAGUCGUAAUAUUUUGAAAUUAAAGUCGUAGCAUUAUGAUAUUAAAGUCGUAGCAUUAUGAUAUUAAAGUCGUAAUAUUUUGAGAUUAAAGACGUAAUAUUUUGAGAUUAAAGUCAUAGCAUUAUGAGAUUAAAGUCGUAAUAUUUUGAGAUUAAAGUCAUAUUUUGAGAUUAAAGUCUUAAUAUUUUGAGAUUAAAGACGUAAUAUUUUGAGAUUAAAGUCGUAGCAUUAUGAGAUUAAAGUCGUAAUAUUUUGAGAUUAAAGUUGUAAUAUUUUGAAAUUAAAGUCGUAGCAUUGUGAGAUUAAAGUCGUAAUAUUUUGAGAUUAAAGUCGUAAUAUUAUGAGAUUAAAGUCACAAUAUUUUGAGAUUAAAGUCAUAGCAUUAUGAGAUUAAAGUCGUAAUAUUUUGAGAUUAAAGUCGUAAUAUUUUGAAAUUAAAGUCGUAGCAUUGUGAGAUUAAAGUCGUAAUAUUUUCAGAAUAAAGUCAUAAUAUUUUGAAAUUAAAGUCGUAGCAUUAUGAGAUUAAAGUCGUAAUAUUUUGAGAUUAAAGUCGUAAUAUUUUGAGAUU
Messenger RNA from Xyrauchen texanus (razorback sucker), 1917 nucleotides. RefSeq names its product heme-binding protein 1-like. The record is from RefSeq and is a predicted model, not a curated record. The coding region runs from base 126 to 701 and encodes 191 amino acids. NCBI's taxonomy places the organism in Eukaryota, Metazoa, Chordata, Actinopteri, Cypriniformes, Catostomidae. The transcript is spliced from 4 exons.